Canariomyces notabilis is the source of this 687-nucleotide messenger RNA. RefSeq lists its product as uncharacterized. The record is from RefSeq and is a predicted model, not a curated record. The transcript is spliced from 2 exons. Bases 1 to 687 code for a protein of 228 amino acids. Lineage: Eukaryota; Fungi; Ascomycota; Sordariomycetes; Sordariales; Chaetomiaceae.
AUGGACCAGCGGCCUCCCUUUUCCACUUGGGCUCCUCCUAGACAGGGAGUCUGUCGGUGUGGGGGUACUCCUGACCCAGAGGAGGAGGCCCUCUUCACCCGCCACCUGGUCCGCCUCCUUGCCCUUCCCCCUGCCCCCAGCCGCCUCCUUCCCCUUGUCCCCCGGACCUUGCCGUGGGAGUCGCCCUCUGCGAGGGCCAGAGAGAGAAUCCUCUUGUGGAUUCAGCAGACAGCCUUCCCAGAGGACUGGCAAGCUGAACCCGCCGGCGCCCUCGAAGUAAACCAGUACUUCGAGGCAUCAGAAGGAGACGACCAGGUGAGGAUAGUGGAGCUUCCACACGGCUCCCGGAUCUUUGAGCUUCCAGGCAGCCAGGUCUGGACAGCGGAGCUCCCCGACAACCAGGUGCGGAUAGCGGAGCUUCCAGAUAACCAGGUCUGGAUAGCCGAGCUUCCAGACAACCAGGUGAGGGUUGCCGAGCUUCCGGACAGCAAGGCGUGGAUAUCCGAGCUUCCGGGCAGCCAAGUGUGGAUAGCAAAGCUUCCAAACACCUGCGUCGCCGAGCUUCCUGACCUGUCCUGGGUCGCGGAGCUUCCAGACAAUCAGGUCUGGAUUGCCGAGCUCCCGGACAACAGGAGCGACUCUGCAUCCUUCGUCACGGCCCCUAGCCGUCGCCCCUCCCAAUUCUAG